CUAUUCGGGUCAACCCGUUUCACUCCAUCCGCUACCGCUUCCUCAUUCCGGCGUUCCACGGAACAUCCUCCGCGUUCUCUAUUUCCCCGAAAAUGGCGGGGACGGCGAGUUCGUCUCAAUCUCAGCCCGACUCCCACCCGAGGCGACCCGUUUGCUCGUCUUGCUCGAAACCCGUGCAGACCUGCCUCUGCGCUCGGAUCCGUUGUCCGGGCCUCGACAACUCCGUCGCCGUCACUGUCCUUCAGCACAGCCUGGAGAAGAAGCACCCUUUGAACUCCACCAGAAUCGUCAAGUUAGGGCUCAAAAAUGCGACCGUCGCGACACUUCACGAUGUUAACUUUGAUGCCCGGUUCUCUAUCUGGUUUCUCGGGAAGGAAUCUGAAGUGGGUCUGGCUCAGAAGGGCGUCGAUUGUACGGAUUCGGGCCAAGAAGUGGAAAUCAAGAACGCCCAGAGGCAGGAACUUGGGUUUCUUGAUGGUGUGAGCUCAAGAGCAGAAGAUAUCGGCGAAUCGGAAAUCGAUAUGAGGUCUGUUCAGUGCCCAGAAGCUAAAAACCCACCCUUAGUUGACAGAGAUGAGUUCAGUCCGGGUGGAUGGAAUCCUAAAGGCGGUGAUCGAAUAGCUCGAGAUUCGGAAUUACUAUUGAAUUACGGAGAACUGGUCAUUAAUAUUUUCAUGGGCAGGAAGGGGGUGAUUAGCUCCAUAGAACACACAUUAAAGGCUGACAUUCAUCAGGAGGAGAGGCUGAAUAAAGAUGACAUUCUAGCACCAGAACUCGCCCGUAAUCUUUUCUUGAAAGGAUUCGUAGUGAGGAAGUUGCAGAGGAGGCAAGUGAAUCCGAGCUUGGAGGAAGUGGAAGAGUGUGAGGAGUUCGAACUCGCCAUUCCUGCUGGUUCAGUGCUUCUAUUCCCGACGAAAGAUGCUGUGUCCGUUGAUGAGCUCAGAGCCAGGGACUUUGAGGUGAAGAAUCUGAUCGUAUUGGAUGGGACGUGGCUUAAGGCAAGGAGGAUGUACAGCGAAAAUCCGUGGCUGAGGUUUCUGCCACAUUUGAAGUUGGAUCCUCAGGUGAGGAGUCUAUACAGAGAAGUGAGAAGUCAGCCCAAGGCCGGUUGUUUGUCAACCCUCGAGAGCAUUGUAUAUACUUUGAAGGCACUGGGGGAUGAUUGCUCAGACGAUCUGGAUAAUCUCUUGGAAGUGUUUGGGUCCAUGGUUGAAGAUCAGAGGCGGUGCAAGCACGAGAGAUUAAAUAAAGCUUCUCGUAGUACCAUGGAAUAGGCUUCUGUGAUUGAGUAAAUCUUCUUGAUUUCAUCUUUUUAAUCAGUUUAUCAUCGAAAAUGAGCCUAUCAAGAGAAUUGUCGAAUUAUUUGGGGAAUUCACACCUCAGAUUUUGCAGACAAAGAAAUAUAUGAGCAAGAUACAUUAGGUUCAAUUAAGCAGCAGCAGGCUUCUAUCAGGACAUAUAUUAGUGCAGUGAGUUGAGUAAUACUACCAUAAUUGAAUUC
Messenger RNA from Punica granatum (pomegranate), 1501 nucleotides. The record is from RefSeq and is a predicted model, not a curated record. Lineage: Eukaryota; Viridiplantae; Streptophyta; Magnoliopsida; Myrtales; Lythraceae.